CCCCGCAGUUGCCCGGACCCGGACUACCCCCAGGGGCCAGCUGAGCCCCAGAGGACCCACGACCGACCCCGUGUUGCCUCGGGCCGGUGCCAUGGACGCCUUCAUCCGCUUCACCAACCAGACCCAAGGUCGGGACCGACUCUUCAGAGCCACUCAAUACACAUGCAUGUUGCUUAGAUAUUUGUUAGAGCCUAAAGCUGGCAAAGAGAAGGUGGUAAUGAAGCUCAAGAAAUUGGAGUCCAGUGUGAGCACUGGGCGUAAAUGGUUCCGAUUAGGCAACGUGGUACAUGCUGUCCAGUCGACUGAGCAGAGCAUUCAUGCCACCGACCCAGUGCCCCGCUUAUGCUUAACAUUAGCCAACUUGAACCGUGUGGUUUAUUUCAUCUGUGACACCAUUCUCUGGGUGAGGAGUGUGGGUCUCACCAUGAGCAUCAACAAAGAGAAAUGGCAAACAUGGGCCACCCGCCACUACUACUAUUUUCUCCUGCUGAGCCUGGUCAGGGAUCUGUAUGAAAUCUCCCUGCAGAUGGGACGGCUUGCACAUGACAGGGCAACGAGAGAGAAGUCAUCCCAGAAUCCUUUUGGAUACAGCUUGGCUGAUGAAGAAACAGAAUGGCUUCAGUCCUUCCUUCUUCUUUUAUUCCGAUCUCUGAAGCAGCAUCCUCCCUUGCUUCUGGACACAGUGAAGAACUUAUGUGACAUCCUGAUCCCCUUGGACCAGAUGGGGAUCUAUAGGUCCAACCCAGGCAUCAUUGGGCUUGGAGGUCUUGUAUCCUCUGUGGCAGGUAUCAUCACUGUGGCCUAUCCUCAGAUGAAGCUGAAGAUCCUCUAGGGUGUUGGUAGGCUCAGGACCAGUGACUGUUUAAAGAAGACAUCUUCAUGAAACAAACAUUUACAUCGGUCACAAAUCAUGUCAUAUCAUGCUUAUGUUUUUUGUUCACAUGAGCAUUUAUGACCUGUAAUGUGAGCUGAGGUGGGGCCAAAAAUGGAGCAUGAAGAUUUAUGGUGUUUUUAGAGUGCUGGAAUGACUUCUGAAUUUCUGAAUAUUUUCCAUUCACCCAACAUUUACUGAGCAUCUCUUAUGUGCAUAGUAGGCGCUUAGCAUUUGCCACAUGAAUAAAAAUUGAAAGGAAAAAAAUUGAAAAAGACCCGAUAAAACUAAUAAGUGAACACUAAUAUACAUAUAGAUUAGGUUAUAUGGAUUAUUGGUUUCACAUGAUUUUCAUAGAUCUGAUGCACAGCACCUUCAGAUUUGAUAGCUAACCACUUCUAUCAGCUAUACCUGCCUCCAAGAUUGUCAGUAGCAGGAUGGAGGGGAGCUGGGCUGAAGGCCUCCUCACUUGUUGGCCUUGGCCAUUAUUGUACUUUUUUUUUUUUAAUAUUUUUAGUCGUAGAUGGACACAAUAACCUUUAUUUUA
This is a messenger RNA of Urocitellus parryii (Arctic ground squirrel), 1418 nucleotides long. RefSeq names its product peroxisomal biogenesis factor 11 alpha (gene Pex11a). The record is from RefSeq and is a predicted model, not a curated record. Gene Ontology annotation, biological process: peroxisome fission. Gene Ontology annotation, cellular component: peroxisomal membrane. Lineage: Eukaryota; Metazoa; Chordata; Mammalia; Rodentia; Sciuridae.